AUGGUACCCGCAGACACAGACACGACCCCCAGCGACCGCAUACCGCGAGAGACGUUCUACAUACAGGUUGUAGAGAGCGAUGAUAGCUUUGCUGAUGCGUACAUGGCAAUCAAAAACCACUUCGACCAUGACGUCCAUCACCAGCACUACUACACAGACUGGACGACUACAACCUUCGCUCGCACCCGCGCAGAGAACCCUGAUAAGGGACUACACGAGGUUCUGCAGAUCCUGCUUGACAAGCUGCAGCUAUGCCAGCGUGCCCUUGGCAAGAACUUUGAGGGUGAGGAUGCCCUCCGCACUACGGUCAUCAAUGCCUGCCGAGGAGUACCAGAACUUGAGAUGGCACUGUUCAAGCCAGCCACAAUCUGUGAAGGACUCUUCUCAGAUCUACGAUCCGCAGUGGAAACACACCUAGCACGGCAACACACCGCCCAGUUGGUCACAGAAGAUCAAUACUACCUAGACCGCCGAUACAACGGCAAUGGAAGGAUCCGAGGUGGAUCUCGAGGUGGAGGAGGAUUCAGAGGCGGAUCCAGAGGAGCAUACCGAGAAGGCGAGCAGCGCGACGACAACGGACGAGGAUUCAAGCCACGUUGGAGGAAGAAAUGCUUUGUUUGCCGGAAGGAAGGAUGCUGGUCUACCAACCACACAGAUAAAGAGCGCAAAGAUGCCCGUGCGCAGUUCUUCUCUACGCUAUACUUUACAGGUGCACAGCCCCCUGAGGACUUCUCCGUACAUCUUGCAGAAUACGAAGGGAUCGAGCACACCAGCCAGUACAGUCAGAGAGGCUGGAGAGAGGAGGAAGACUGCGAGGAUGACGAGGAUGACGACGUCGCGGAAGCACAUUCUGAACACCAGUUCUUCAAGGAGCAAUGCCUUGCAGACCAGGCGUUCUUGCAUCAUAUCUCGGGCGACGACAUAUACAGCCGAGACGCGCCGUCAGCACCAGCAUCGCAGUUCCUGCUUGAGGACCGCUACACACGAUCUGUGUACCAAGGAAUCCUACCAGAUACAGGCGCUGCAAACGUAUCCACGGUCGGCAAGGAGCAAUACCUCGCACUUACGAGAGAAGAUCCGACGGUUAAGUUAGACACAUCUACAGCAGGGAAAGCGUCUAUUAAAUUCGGAAAAGGCGAGGCUACAGCGUCGAUUGGCACCGUGCAGGUCUCUACGGAGAUCGGAAAAAUCAACUUCGAAGUGCUCGAGGCGCCUACGCCGUUCUUGCUAUGCCUUGCAGACAUGGACCGCUUAAAGGUAUACUUCAACAAUACGACAGACGAGCUGGUUCAGGAUGACGUACACAUCCCGGUGAUUCGCAAAUGGGGACAUCCUUGGUUCCAUCUAAACAAGAGAGAGAGAGCAACUAUGUUCCUAACGGAGACAGAAUUGCGACGGCUCCAUCGACGGUUUGGACACCCAGCUGUUACGCGACUAGUCAAACUCUUAAAGGAUGCUGGCCAUAACGACUUCGAAGAAAGAACCCUAGAAGAAGUCACUAAGUUCUGCCACCACUGCCAGCUCCACAGCUCCGCGCCGCGCCGAUUCAAAUUCACUCUUAAGGAUGAUCACCACUUCAACUAUGAGAUCCUGGUGGACGUAAUGUACCUAAGCAACAAACCUGUACUGCAUGUGGUCGAUUCCUCAACAGCGUUUCAAGGCGCGAGGUUCCUCAGCGCUAUCUCAGCUAAAGAAACAUGGCAAGCACUGCGGAUACUAUGGAUCGACACCUACCAGGGACCACCCGACAUCAUCACGCAUGAUGCAGGUACUAACUUCGCGAGCGCAGAGUUCCGCGCAGAAGCAAAGAUCAUGGGAGUCACAUGCAAGCAAGUACCUACGGAGGCGCACUGGUCUAUCGGCAAAACUGAGAGGUACCAUGCCCCUCUACGCCGGGCAUGGGACAUACUCCAUGCAGAACUCACUGACACUAUGUCCGACGACGCGAUUCUCCAGAUGGCUGUGAAGGCUGUUAACGAUACUGCUGGCCCUGAUGGACUAGUCCCGACGUUACUAGUCUUUGGAGCGUACCCACGAAUGACUGCAGAGUCACCGCCAUCACCAUCAAUGGUCAAACGCAGCGAGGCUAUUCAAAAGGCGACGAAAGCCCUGCGCAAGCUCACUGCAGAGCGCCAAGUUGCAGACGCCUUGAACACCCGCAAUGGACCAGCCACUGCAGACAUGCUCGCGCUCCCACUCCAGAGCGAAGUCUUAGUAUGGAGAGAGAGUGAUGGCUGGAAUGGCCCGUACAAGAUCGCCAGUACAGAUGGCCACAACAUCACUGUCGACAUGGUUAAUGGUCCAGCGACAUUCAGAUCAACUGUCGUUAAGCCAUACUACAGACCAGACCACCUGUGGAGCGACCCUGAUGCGCCACACGCGCCGAAUGAGCCGAAUGAGCCGCACGAGCCGAUAGCAGUACCUCCGGCAGCGCAACCACGUAGAAGAGGCCGCCCUCCAGGGUCAAAGAACAAGCGGAAGGCGCACGCGUACAUCACCAAGAAGGAGCAGGACGAUCUUGAGCUAGCUAUCAAGCUACGGAACGAUGGCGUGAUCACAACCUCAGGCGCCCCCUUUGAAGCGUCUGAUGACCAAGAGAUCAGCGACCUCGUAGGUCGUGGAGUCUUCAAGUUUGAGCAAUACGACGAGAGGCUACACAGCAAGAUCCGGAUCUUUAAGUCACGCCUAGUACGUGAGGUCAAGGGAAAGACAACUAAGCCUUAUGAGAAAUCCCGUCUGGUUAUCCAAGGCUACCAAGACUAUGGCAAGGAGGCUAUCUUAACGCAGUCGCCAACCAUCCAGCGAUGUAGCCAGCGCCUGAUUAUGUCGCUGGCGCCUGGGCUAGUACAAAGCGGCAUGAGCGUUGAGCUACGUGAUAUUACGCAGGCAUACCCACAGGCUCAGACAACACUGAAGAGGACGAUACUCGCACACCUCCCUACCGAGCUGGUACAUCGAUAUCCAGAAGGCACGAUACUCCACGUGAUCAAGCCACUAUAUGGGAUCGCGGAGGCAGGAGUCCACUGGUGGACAACAUAUCACGGACACCACUGCAAGGAACUAGAUAUGUCAACAUCUACGUACGACCCAUGCCUGUUGAUCACGAACAGCGACGACGCAGACGUCUUCGGCAUCGUCGAGGUGCAGUUAGACUUUAAUGGAUGUACACUUACGAUGGACGCCAGCAGAGUCUUAAUCCUCAGGCAGAAAGGACAAGGAGGAAGGAUUAGGCUUGUUGAUAUUAGGGCACCCGACCGCGCGCAACAGUACACCGAGCAACGCGCCCGCGGAGCGUACAUCGCAUCAACAUGCCAACCAGAGGCAUCAUUUGAUCUGUCCGUAGCUGCUCAAGCGCAGCAACCAUCAGACGAGGACAUUAAGGCACUCAACAAGCGCCUGAAAUGGCAGAUGGAGAAUCUCACUCGUGGCCUACGCUACGUCACUGUCAACCUUACGGAGGCUAAGUUGAUAGUCUUUGUAGACGGCUCCUUUGCCAACAACAAGGACCUCAGCUCACAGCUAGGCUUUGUCCUCAUGCUCGUCAACGAGUCCAUUGGCGCCAACACCUUCACAAUACAAGGCAACGUGAUCCACUACAGCUCUACAAAGUGCAAGCGCAUCACACGGAGCGUACUGGCCUCAGAGAUCUACGGCAUGGUCAACGGCUUUGACAUAGGCAUCGCGGUUGCAACCACGCUAAGGAUAGUUACAGAACGACUUGGACUACCUGCAAUUCCCUUGGUUAUCUGUACAGACUCGUACUCCUUAUGGAUGGGUGCAGAGGCCAACAAGCUUUGA
Molecule: messenger RNA, 3798 nt
Organism: Pyrenophora tritici-repentis Pt-1C-BFP
Lineage: Eukaryota; Fungi; Ascomycota; Dothideomycetes; Pleosporales; Pleosporaceae
Source: RefSeq, a predicted model, not a curated record